This is a messenger RNA of Dacryopinax primogenitus, 1560 nucleotides long. RefSeq lists its product as uncharacterized. The coding region runs from base 1 to 1560 and encodes 519 amino acids. Lineage: Eukaryota; Fungi; Basidiomycota; Dacrymycetes; Dacrymycetales; Dacrymycetaceae. The transcript has 3 exons. The record is from RefSeq and is a predicted model, not a curated record. Gene Ontology annotation, biological process: regulation of transcription elongation by RNA polymerase II; positive regulation of DNA-templated transcription. Gene Ontology annotation, cellular component: super elongation complex. Gene Ontology annotation, molecular function: transcription elongation factor activity.
AUGGCCGCUGUAUCCCCCCUCUUACUCCCCAGCUCUGGUACACAUCCAGUCCGCAUAGGCACCUCCCUCAAGCGAAAGUUCGCCUCCCUCGACGCUGAUUCCAAUCCCGGAGGAAGGAGACAACGACAACGGAGAGAACUCCCCGAAAGCGAGUUUCAUGCUGUGCAGUUUGGCAGACAGCCGGAGAGCGUCGACCCCGCUAGCGGAAGUAUGUUUGAUACUACUGGCGGUGCCGGCGACGGAAGUUCUAAGAUUCAAGUCGAGCGACAAUCCGCUACUGGCGAGAGGUUCCUCUUUACUGGCACACAAACCGCCUCUAAACUCCGCGACUGCCUCCUCCUCUGGGACCCCAACACCAAUAGCUUCACGCUCGAGGUGCUCUCGUCUUCCACCACGCUGGCAUACGACCGUUCAGCUACGAACGUGCUCCGGCGACAACAGGGGAUCGAAGUGAGCCUUACUCCCUCUGCUGGGGGUUCUGGCUCUGGCAGCGGGGGGAGUGCAGUGCAGCCCCCGGCUGUGGGAGGGGACGAGCCUACGCCUCUGGACCUAGGCGGGUAUGGGGAUGCGGACAUGGACGCUGAAGCGGAUGCGGAUGCGGAGGGCGACCCCGAUGUGGACGAAGAGCCCAGUCCUGUCAAUAGGAAUACAAACACCAGCGAGGAGACGUACGUCAAUGCGGAUCUUGACCCUGACCUGGAGGAACCCGAACUUCAAGCAUAUCGUCCCGCUCCCGCUCCUGUCCUGAGGCAACGCCAGCCGCCACGCACUAUCCCGGCAUACGAGGAGAUCGACAUGCGUGCUGGGUACGUGUCAGAGGAUAGCGACCUGCUGGCUGAAGGUGAUGGGGAUGUUGGAGACGUUGGAGAUCUGGACGCCGACGGGGUGACGGACGCCGAUGCGGAAGGGGUGACGGAUGAUGCUGAGGCCGAGGUGGAAGUGGAACCGACAGCCCACGAGCAGGAACAGGAUGCUGACGAGGAGUUGGACGACUUCCUUCUUGCGGACCUUACUGCUCAUCAGGAGGAGGAGGAAGAAGAGCCCGAGCCUGAGCCCACCCCCGUGCCUGAACCCGAACAUCGGUCGCGUCGUGGACGAUCAUCCACUUCUCACGCCCAUGCCGCCCCUACACAACCACCCGUUCCUCCUACCCGCCCGCAGCCGCCAGCACUCCGAACUCUCGCUCUGCCUACCGCGAGACGUAUGAGCUUGCGGAGCGCGACGACGCAAGCGAUCAACUCUGUCUCUUCUGCCAGUACGCUUCCUUCUCCCGGAACCGCUGUCAACGGGGCCAAUGGGGCUGAGAAGAAGUGGGACGACGACUCUGAUUCCGAUUCGGAAGAUGACGAGGAUGACGAGGAGGAGGGAGAUGGCGAGGACUCGGAGUUUGACUUCCUUGCUGCGGAGCUGAAUGACCCCGGACAAGAGGAGCAGUCCCAGGCGCCUGCGGAGGGAGACGAGGACUGGGAAGAUGUCGAAAGUGGACAAAGUCCGUUGGCGGGACAGAGCAGGAGCAGGGGACGACAGCUGGAUAUCUGGGGUGAUGAGGAUGAUGAAUAA